CAAAAGCCCGAGAGGCGGGGACGAGCGGGGCUGAGCACCCAUGUGCAGAGGUGACCCACGGAGGCUCAGCAGUGCAAUGCAAAGGGAAGUGACCGCCGUUUAGYCCAGAGGGUUGCAAUUCCUGGGCUCAUCCGGAGGCAGAGCUAACGAGCAAAGUUUCUGAGUCUUCACUGGCGAAGAGAAUUCUCAAAGCUCCUAGCUAUGCGUCUCUCUGUAUUGCUGGCCUUGGCCUCCAAGGUCACUCUGCCCCCUCACUACCGCUAUGGGAUGAGCCGCCCAGGUUCCCUGGCAGACAAGAGGAAGAACCCCCCGGGGACCAGGCGGCGCCCCGUGGUUGUGGAACCCAUCUCUGAUGAAGACUGGCAUCUGUUCUGUGGGGACAUGGUGCAGAUCCUGGAAGGCAAGGAUGCGGGGAAGCAGGGCAAGGUGGUUCAAGUCAUCCGGCAGCGGAAUUGGGUAGUCCUGGAGGGGCUGAACACGCAUUUCCGCUACAUUGGCAGGACAAAGGAUUCUCCGGGAACCAUGAUCCCUAGUGAAGCCCCUUUGCUCCACUCCCAGGUCAAACUUGUGGAUCCUGUGGACAGGAAACCCACUGAGAUYGAGUGGAGAUUUACGGAGGCAGGAGAGCGAGUACGAGUCUCCACAAGAUCAGGAAGAAUUAUCCCCAAACCUGAAUUUCCCAGAGCUGAUGGCAUUGUCCCUGAAACAUGGACUGAUGGCCCCAAAGACACAUCAGUGGAAGAUGCUAUGGAAAGAACUUACGUGCCUCGUCUGAAGACACUGGAGGAAGAGGUGAUGGAGGCAAUGGGGAUCCAGGAGACCCGGAAACACAAGAAARCCUAUUGGUAUUGAAUCUGGGGAAGACAGCUUCUCCGGCUUUUUAUCUUAGCCUUGAAGGCCAAAGCACUAUUUUCAGACACCAAUAAAGUGCCGUUAGUCUU
Urocitellus parryii (Arctic ground squirrel) is the source of this 941-nucleotide messenger RNA. It is a transcript of the gene Mrpl24, whose product is annotated as mitochondrial ribosomal protein L24. The record is from RefSeq and is a predicted model, not a curated record. Gene Ontology annotation, cellular component: ribosome. Gene Ontology annotation, biological process: translation. Gene Ontology annotation, molecular function: structural constituent of ribosome; RNA binding. Lineage: Eukaryota; Metazoa; Chordata; Mammalia; Rodentia; Sciuridae.